AUGGCGGCCGAUAGCAAUGGAAAGGUGGUGGAGUCGAAAGCAAAUGGCAUCAAUGGAAAUGGCCACGCUGUGCUUCCGACAUUGCCGGUAGUAAAGAAUCAAAGGAAGACUAAGAGAAGUUCUGGUAUCUUUGGCAUUGUUACACGAAUCUUAACAUGGUACUCGAUAAUCACAAUAUUACUGCGAUGUCCUUCAUCCUUCGACCUCGUCACGGAUACCUCCCCUCAGAUCUGCAAACCAUAUUUUCAACUACGAUCAAUAGUUGUACCUCAUCUCGAACCAUAUUACAAUUCAUAUGCCGCACCAUAUGUGAAUGUCGCGAAGCCUUACUAUGAAUCACUCGACAAGAGAGUGAUUACGCCUGUGACUGCCUUGAGUAUGAAAUAUGGUGCCCCGAAAGUAGCACAAGCACAAGCAUAUGGUCAAGCACAAUGGGAGAAAACUUUGCAGCCAGAGGUAUUGAAGUACAAGACUCUGGCGAGGGUUAAAUACGAUCAAACAUUGGCUCCUCAUUGGAACAAAGUUAGUGCAGCGAGUCAACCAUAUCUCGAUUUGGCCAAGUCGAAUGUUUUGCAAACAUACCAUGAACAUAUCGUUCCAAAUUUCAACACUGUACAGCCAUAUGUUAUUCAGAGUUAUAGAUAUACGAACGAUUUUGUUGUAGAGACUGGAAUUCCUUACACGAAGUGGGCAAUAACCUCGACUGGGGUAUUUUUGGACAGGAAGGUCUGGCCUAAAUUGAGGAUCUUAUACGGCGAGAACGUAGAGCCACAAUUGGUUCGAAUUGGUGAGAGAUUAGGCAGAUAUAGAGAUGGCAAGAAAUUACAGGCUGUGGUAGACAGUGUCGAUUCUUCCUGUUCUGCUUUUUCUGCCUCUUCCACGUUCUCAUCAAUAUCUUCUUCCAUCUCAUCUGCGCACGCUACAAGUGCACCUUCAACCUCCAUUCAAUCUUCAACUUCUAUUUUCUCUACCGAAACGCCAGCAAGCACUCCUUCAAGUGAACAUGAGAUUAGAGAAAAUGCUCGAAUCGUUGUUACCAAAGAUCUAAGAACCUGGCAAGAAAAGUUCUCCAAGGCUGCAGAUGAGGGUGCCGACGAAAUUGAUGAGAGAGUGACCGAGAUCACCGAGAGGUUGAUUCAAAAUCAAGCCAACAAAGUGGGAUCUGCAAUUAUCAUCGAAUUGGAGGAGGCUGUCAAAUCAAACCUCGAGUCGCUUAAGUCCAGCAUCAUUUCAAUUGUCAAGUCCGAUAAGAAUGCCGAAGAACACGAGGACUCCCUCAACACUGCCGUUCGAAAAGCAGGAGUUGCAAUCAAGGAGAAAGCUCAAGCCGUCCGAACUUGGCGACAAAGCUUCGAUGCAGAGACUAACUCUCUUAUUAGCAAAUCGGUCAAAGACACAUUUGAUAUCAUUGACCAUAUAAGAGAUUUGGGUUUGCAAGAAAUUGGAAUGCGAUGGGCUUGGACUGAUGGGAUCACUCAUAAAGAUUGGACUAAAUACCAUGCGUUGAAGAGUAAAUUUGAAGAAUGGCGACUUGAUGUAGAAAAGGUUGUCACCGAACACCCGGGUCUUGCAAAAGCUCGAGCCUCAUCCGAAGAUGUGGAAAGUAAAGCGAUGGGUGUUGCCGAGAACGCUGCCGUCGAACUUGCUCGUAUCAAGGAAGCCGGAAAGUGGAAGAUAUCAACCGGUGAUUCCAGUGAUGAUUUCAGUACUAAAUUCAUACCACCUGCUGCAGCAGUCGCUGGUCAAAAGGUCAUGGAGAAAAUCAAUGAGGCUACCGAAGCUAUGGCCGGUACCACGCAAGGGACUCUGGAAUCUAUCUCGUCGGUAGCUGGCGAGGCUGCUGCAUCCAUCUCGUCAGGUGUGAUUGGGACACCCCAAGGAAGCUUAGAGAGCAUUGCAUCUUUGGCUAAGGAGUCAGCGAGCAGUAUUGUUGAUCAAGCUUCAAGCUCCGUCAUCGGUACCUCGCAAGGAAGUAUCGAAAGUGUCAGCUCAGUCGUUGUUGAAAAGGCCGGAAGUAUUUCGAUGAAAGCAUCGUCGUCUGUUAUUGGCGAGCUACCGGGAGUGGUUAGUCAAGCCUCAAGCAGUGUUCAAUCCGCAGGAUCGGCUAUUUCCAAUUCUGCAUCCAGUCUUUCCGAUGCGGCGAGUUCAUCGAUCUCAUCUGUCAGCAGUGUGAUCUCCGAUGAAGCUUCAAUUGUAUCAAAAUCUCUUGAAUCCGCAUCAUCGUCUAUUGCAAGCUCAUUGUCGAAGAGUGCAACCGAUGCUACUAGCUCCUUGAGCUCUUCUGCUUCAGCUGCUUCAAGCACAGCAUCAAAGAAAGUUUGGGGUGGGGCCAUGGCUGCUCACGUUGAAGCAAGACAAAUUAUCUUUGAUGAUGUCAUUGAUGAUUCUGACGAGGAAACUUAUAGCGAGAAGCUACAGAGUAUGGCAAGUGUGGCUGGUGAUCAAUUCAGCGACAUGACGAGAGCUGUCAGUGAAGCGUUAUUGAAGCCUACCAGCACACAGGGAUCUGUGGAGAGUGUAACUAAGCUUGCUGCUGAACAAUAUUCUAGUGCUUUAGCCGCCGCAAGUGCAGUCCUAUAUGGAACGGAACCUGGAACUGGUGAAAGCAUCGCUAGUAUUGCUACAAGUCGUUAUGCGGACGCCGUUGCUGCCGCAAGCUCUGUCAUCUAUGGCACACCUGCACCUAUCCUCGAUUCUGCUGCAAGCUCAGCUAAAGCAAUCUACAGCGAUGCGCUAUCGAGAGCAUCUGAACACUACUCACAAGCACAAUCAGUUGUCUCGGCUCAAGUUUCGGGAACUCCAAAGCCGGUCCACCAGGAAAUGUUUAGCUCUGUUGAAAAUGCUUAUUCCGAUGCCGUUAACGCUGCUAGUUCUAGACUUCAAAUAGCAAUUUCCGGUGCAUCAACCGCUGUAUAUGGGGCUCCCACAGGUGCCAUUGAAUCUAUCCGAUCAGUCGCUGCAUCGAGACUCUCCGAAGGCCUGAAAGCUGCAUCUUCUCAAUAUGAUGCUGCGAAGAGUCACAUUGGCCCUACACCUACCCCAGCAGCUCAACAAUUACUUUCCCAAGCUCAAAAUCAAUACUACGCUGGUAUUGGUCUAGCUCAUGUUCGAUACUCUGAGUUUCUUGCGGCAGCAUCUUCAGCUGUCAUGCCAACUCAAACGCCAUUUCAUCAGAGCAUUUAUAACAGAGCUAGUGUCAAUGUUGUAGGGACUUCCACUCCCGGAUACGAAGCCGCUUUAUCUCAAGCCUCUGAAAGGUACUCUAGUGCUGUCGCAAAAGCCCAAGCAGGACUUGAUAAGGUCAUCAGCCAGGUAGGCAAUGUUGCUAGUGAUGCUAUUCCUGCCGCGAAAUUUACAGAUCUUGCAUCUACACGUUAUAAUGAAGCUUCAUCUAAAGCUUCUGCGUCUUACGCUAGUCUCUCCUCCGAAUUAGCCGAGAAAAUGAACGGAAUCACUUCUGGUGCAUCGUCCGCCGUAUAUGGUAGCGAAACACCACUUCCUGAAUCUCUCGCUUCGGUCGCUAGCGAAAACUGGGAAGCCCUUAUCACGAAAGCCAGUCAUCAAGUAUAUGGAUCUCCUACGCCAUAUUUUGUCACGGGUAAUUUCCUUUCGAACGUACAAGAAUAUGCCGCACAAGCUACUGAUGGGGCCGUCUCCCAAUACUCGGCGGUGCAAUCACUUAUUAGUGAGCUGGUUUCUGGAAAGGAACCAGAUUUUACCGAGAGUGUUUAUAGUCGUUUGAGCUCGGCCUAUUAUACUGGGGCAGGUGAUGCAGUUUCUUCGGCUUCAUUUUACGCAAGUGAGGUUUAUGCAUCGGCUAGCUCAGCUGCUAACUCAAUUUUUACCUCUCCUCCUGCAAUCGAGGAAAUUCUUGAUGCCGCUUCCCUUCAACUCAGUGGGGCUGUAGAGGCUGCCAGCGUUCAGUUUUAUGGUACCGAAAAGGGUGCUUAUGAAAGAUUUGCUGGGGCAGCUGCUUCGGCUUAUACAUCCGCUUCUAGCGCCGCGAGUGAAGGUAUCUAUGGUACUCAACCAGGAUAUGCGGAUCAAGCUCAACUUUCCAUUUCUAACGCCGCUGCUUCCGCUCAAAAGGCGAUUUCAGAGGCUAUCUACGGGACACCUUCUGGCACUUACGAAUCUGCAACCAAGGUUAUCGCAGACAACUAUCAAUCUGCCACGUCUGCUGCUGCCGAGUCUUACUCAGCUGCUCAAGCUAAGGUCUCGGAAGCUGUAUAUGGCCAUGAACAAGGAGCAGUGGAGAGUGCACAAUCGAGACUGAAUGCCGCCGUUGAGUCAGCGCGUGCUAAAUUGACUGAAUUUGCAUCAAAUGUUGGGGAAGGUGGGAAUGAAGCCCUUAGCAAAGCAAGCGAGGGAGUUGAGCAAAUGGCUAGUAGUGUGGGAAGUGUUGUUGGGGAGGCUACCAAAGCUGCUGGGAAAAAGGAUGAAUUGUAA
This is a messenger RNA of Sclerotinia borealis F-4128, 4449 nucleotides long. The record is from the annotation of a GenBank genome assembly. NCBI's taxonomy places the organism in Eukaryota, Fungi, Ascomycota, Leotiomycetes, Helotiales, Sclerotiniaceae.